AUGGACAUGAUUUUCUCCUGUCGCUACGGCCACCCGGAGUUCAUGUGCCUCGAGGUGCCGAAGGGACUGCUGAAAGAAGACGUCGGCGAUGUCGCCGCCUGGAUGCUCGAGAAGCUCAGGUGAUUAUUCUUGAUGAAUGGUUUUUAUUCAUUGACAUGAACGACUAGGUCGUGAGCAAGAAUUUUUGAAGCCAUAUCGGACAGCUAACUUUGAUGAAAAGGAAGUCCAAAGGUGUAGUUGAUCAAGUUGAAAGCAUGGUCUUCAUUUGCUUCGAUCUUCUACGUGUAGUUGAUCCAGUUACUCCUUGAGAACUUCAGAGUCCCCCGGAAUUUGUACCUGGAGCCCGGAGAUCGUACUUUGAUCGUUCUUUAAAGCAACCACUUUGAGAAAACAAUAAGAUUGAUGAGAUAAUCGCAAGUUAUUAAGGUUUUCGACUCAUUAUUCCAUUCCUUUUUACAUAUUACGUUUUUACUGAUAUGCGGUAGGUCAGUGAAUGCUGGUUAUGAACAAGGAAGAUAUUGAUAACACCUAACAAAAGAGUCUGACUGAUAAGGACGCAGAAUUGGCUUUAAACUCAAAAUCGCCGAUUAUUACUUAAAAAGGUAUCAUGAAAUUUCCAAAAAGUUUCAAGAAGGGCGCAAAAUUAUACGUUUUUUUGAGAGCUUCGUCCAAAUUCUCUUAAUUAGUGACGUACAUUUGAUAGCUAAAUUCGAUUUUUCAGUUUCAAAGGCAAAGUCGGGGGGUCAAAAGAGGUUCCCUUUUAGCUGCCUUUUUGCGCCAUUUCAUCGGCUAUUAUGCAUCAUUUUUGCUGCCCUUUUCCACCAUUUCUUGAGCCUUUAGGAUCCUAGAAAAAAUGGAAGCCUCGAUAAAGAAACUCCUUUUGCAGCCUUUUUGCAGCCCUUUUGCAGCCUUUUUGCAGCCCUUUUGCAGCCUUUCUGCGGCCUUUUUGUAGCCCUUUUGCAUCUAUUUUUUGCUGCCUUUUUGCUGCCUUCUUGCAGCCUUUUUGCAACCCUUUUUUGAGCCUCUCCCUUUUAAGGGCCAUUAUCCACCAUUCCGACUCUUCAGACAGCUUUCCUGAGUCUCUCGUGAAAACAUUGGCGUGCAAAUUUUUCCAUAGUUUACAUUGGAGCCCCACGUUCAAACAUCUGUUUCUAUACACAAACGUUGGACUUUUGCAACGAGAACUAAAAAGAAAAACUACACUGUGAGAAUAACCGAUGCUUUUUACCGCAAUCGGUAAUUUGUCGCGCACCUGUCGCUUUCGCUUCGGCUUCCAAAUGGCCGAAAAAUUCGCGCAAAAGACGACCUUGAGUCCAGGGAACCCGAUCGGCGAUAAUUCAAUUGUUUAUGCCAAUUGGACAAGAGAAAGUGAAUGUGAAAAACACGUGUGAGAAUGGCAAAUUUUUCAGGCUGAAAGUCGACUCGACUGCUCGAUUCGUCUACAGCUUUGAGGGGCCGAAAAAGCGGGGCAAUGAUUGGCUGCCAUUGACGGAACGAUACUUGGUGGUUCGUAUUAGUCAAUUUUUAAAAUCCAUACAUCAUCAAAAAAUCAUCAAAAUGUUUUAAUUCUCACACACAAGUACUAAAGCUCACGAAACAGAUAUAGGGAGAAUUCGGGAACAUAUGUGUCAUGAAAAUUGAAAAUAAAUGUAUUUUAAUUUUUUACUAGAACUUAAAAAUCUUUUUCAGUACAUUCUAAUUUGUAAGAGGAUAUUUGAAAAUUGAGUAUUUUUGGAGAAAAAAGUCAUAAAUUUUUCAAAGGAACUGAAAAAAAGCAAGUCGGAAGGGUCAAAAAGGCCUCAUUAAAUGUUCCUUUUGAGGCGACAAAGGUUCAUUUUUUGCUGCCUUUUUGCGCCAUUUCAUCGGCUCUUAUGCACCAUUUUUGCUGCUUCUUCUUUUUUCCACUAUUUCUUGAGCCUUUAAAAUUCCAGAAAAAAUCGAAGGCUCAAUAAAGGGAAUCUUUUUUCUGCCCUUUUGCUGCCUUUCUGCGGCCUUUUUGCGGCCUCUUCUCGGCCUUUUUGGGGCUUUUUUGAACCUCUUUCUUUCAGAGUUCAUUAUCCACCUUUGCCAGAGUUUUUUUUCUGAAGUUAAAGCUUCUAAUUCUCAUAAACUUUCUGAUAGAAAAUUUUCAUAGCACCUCAAAAUUAAAAUUCAGACGGUGCUGGAGCACGCGAGGAUCCUCUCCCGCAACUCCUGCUACAUUUUCUUCGACCAAGAGCCCAAGAACCGCUUCUGGCUGCUCUACUCGUACGGACCGACGUCGUCGUCGCCGCAGCUGACGCCGCCGCCGCUCGUCGGCUGCCGCGCCGAGUACAAGAAGCUCAUCGAAGGCUUCGACUUUUCCGCGUUCCUUGAGGUGCUGCUCAACAAGCAAGAGAUCACCAAGGUGCGGUGGUCAGAGCACUCAUCGUAGAUUAGAGAAAAAAAAGUUACAGUUGAAAGAAGGGCAUGAAACUCCGAGAUCCAAGUAUAGUUCUUUUUUUGAUGUCGUGAAAAAAAAACAAGAAAUAGUCUGAUUUCUAUGCGCUCUCUGAUCUAUUAGAAACGCUCUCCAUGAUUUUUGGCUUCUUCGGUGACAAGGAAGGUCACUUAACUAUGGAAUUUUCUCAAAAAUUGGUCCUUGAAGUACCAUAUGAAGAUCCUGAAAGUCUCAACCUGCCCAAAUUCCUAGUUUUUGAGAAAGAACACAUCAAACUCGAAGAAAACCUUCGAAAUCCGUAAAAAAUAGGCCUCAUUUCUCAAAAACCCAGGAGUUUUGCAGGCUGAAACUUCCAGGAUAGUUUUCUCGUACAUCAAAGAGCAUUUUGGCCGAUUUUCAAGCCAACCGAAAAGUGAAAUGACGUCCCUUGUGAGGGAAAGGGAGCGCGCACAGGUUUUUGAAACCCUGAAAUGACCACUUGCAAAGGCUCUCGUUUCAUAGUUUUUCAAUCGGAAACCUUAUAAGAAUCUUUUCAGGACCAAGCCAAAAAGGCUCUCCAGGCGGAGUUUUUGGCACAGAGAAAAGAUUCGGAACCCGACCUUUUCAACGGCAUUUCCGCCGAUCUUGACAACAAAGUCGAGAAAGGUCUUUCUAUCAGAGUAAGAAUAUCCCAUGGAACACUGGAGAAACUCUUCAAUUUUCCAGAGAAAAACGCCGGUUUUGUCACCGGCUGAAAGCGAGAGAAGACAAUCGUGCUGGCAGGAGAUGAUCCAUGACAUGCAGGCUCGUUAUGUCAGGGAGAGCGAGGUCCUCAGACAGGUCUGUCUGAUUUUUGAAAAGUGAAACUCAAAGAAAAAGUCUGAAUUUCAAAUUUCUGAAGGCCUUGUCUAGUCAUAGGGAUGCCAUAUGAUUUUUUAAACGGUUUCAGUUUUCCAAGGCUGUGAGAUUAGUUAAUUCUCCUCCAAAGCUUCUUUCCGAAUUGCAAGUAUCGGUUAGAAGCUAAUUUUUGUUUUAAAAUCCUUUCUUCAAAACUUAAAUUUUUCGUGUGUUACGACCUCCAUCUAGGCCAUCCUGGGAAAGUUUUUAGCGGCCACAAUAGUAGACAAACAUAUGGGGUUAUAAGUAAGUGGCCACUAUAGAGGUCUAAGUGCCACUAUGGCCUAGUAGUGGCCACUUUAGGGGUCAAUGGAUCAAUAUAACUGGACCAAUCUGUUUGUUUUAAAAUUAUCAGAGUUACUGGAAAGAAUACUGCAUGAAAAACUACUGAAGUGGCCACUAAAUAGAGCACCUCUAUAGUGGACACUAAAGCGAAAAACAGUGGCCACUUUAGAGGUGGAUUUAGUGGUCCCUUUAGUGUCCUCUCCAAGUAGUUUUUGGCGAGUGGCCACUAAAACUUUUCCCAGUGUAGCUCGAGUUUUUGACCAAUUUUAAGGAUUAAAAAAAAAUUCUGACUCCCUUCUGAGUUUUCACUAGUUCAGAGAAGUGAAAGGAUUGAUUAUUUAUGAAAAAAGAUGAAAAAUUCAAUUUAAUAGAUCAAUCACUCGUCUGUUCAGCAAAUUUGAGAGCCCAGUUUCAGAUGGAAGACAUGGGCAAGAGAAGGACGCCAACGACCGUUCCCACUCCAGUGGAAGAAGCGGAUUUCCCGAGGUCGGAUAACUUUUACGACGACGUCGUCGAGAGCGUGAUGCGAUAUGAGAGCGACCUGACGGUUCGGCGCGUCGACAAGGUUCGGCGGCCUAUCUUAUCUGCGCAUCCAAGGCCCUUUUUCUCUGUUACAGCAGCUCGAGCAGGUCGCGCUCACGCUCACGGAGGCCGAGAGCACCAGCAUCCGAGGCAAGGAGGCCUCCGUCGCUCAGCAGAUGGAGGACGAUGAGCAGGUCUGUUCCUCUUUUUGAGAAAGCAUCUUUGCUAAGAAGCUGGACUUUUUGAAAGAAGUCAGCAAGAAUGAUAGUUUAUUCAGUACCAUUUUAACGUUCAAAGGUUCAAAAUAAUGGAUAAAAAUUGAAAACUGACAAUUCUUAAACGAAUAACUAAAGCAUAAAAAUAACAAAAAGAGUUUAAGAUAAGAAGAGAUGAAAGGAUGAAGAUUUCUCAGAUGGUGAACGAGCUCGUCAAGAGAGUGAUGAGCCUGAAGUCGUCGCGCAGCCGCAACAUUCUCCGUACGGCCUUGCGACAGAUCAAAGCCAAGCGACGCAGUGAGAAGGACCGUCGCCGGGAAGCGAAACGCGAGAACAAGGAGACCAAUCUGGUCAACCUCUUGGCCAAAAUGACACUUGGCGAGGCGCCAGCCGAAGAGGAACCGACGAGACCGUGCUGCGGCUGCCCCACCGUCGACCCUCUGCGACGAAAGAAGAAUCCGCGAAAGGAGAAGCGCGAGUGUGUGCGUCGGAAGCAGAAGAUCGUGUUCGAUGAGGAAGAGGCCCUAGCUCGUUACCACAGAAGCCUGGCCUAUCGGAUCGGCUCAUAUCCCAGACCGGCGGAUGUCCCUGUACCGGCGCCGAAACCAGAAGUGAGCAGAGUAUACUCCGUAAGAAGAACUUUCGAGAAAAAGGCUAGUGAAAUUGGAAAAUUCGACACUUUUAUAGCUCAUUCCCGUAGCUUGAAACCUUGUUGGAUGAGUUUAAGAGAAUGCAAAAAAAAUUGACCCAGCUAGCGGUGAAGAAUUUGACAUGCUGGAAAAGUCGGUCGGUGGGUCGAUUUGGAAAACUAGGCCACGCCGUAAUUUUGCUCCAUGGAAAAUCGAAUUUCAGACUUUUUUCCCUUUUUCUAUUUUUUUUCCUUUCUUUUUAUCAGUUUUCUAGGAUAUGGGACACAUACUUCAAACUGAAAUGUUCCUUAUUUAUCAUUGUUUCCCUAGGUAAUGUUUUAUUUUUUGUUGGAGGUAAUUUUGUUUCUUGCUUUUUUUGUGUGUGUUUUACACAUUUUUCUCAUUUCGACCGAUUCCUUAUAAUUUUUUUAAUUUCACUCAUUCGGUUAUAUGAAGUUAUUUUUCGAUCCAAAAAAAUUAAUAAGAAUUUUCAACAAUUGAAUCAGUUUAUAAUUUUGAAUGUAGUAACCAUCUUAUUUUUACUCGCAAGAACGAUACAGUUAAAUGAAAAUAAGCGAAAACCUUUUUUUAGUAAAAUUAAAAAAAGUAAGAAAAAAAUUUAUGCCGUGUUCAAAGUAAUUUCCGCGAAAUGCAAAAUGAUCUCUGACUCUCCAAAAUUUAGUGAUCUUUUCCUUUCUCUAACGGGUAUUUUGCAUUUCGCGGAAAUUACUUUGAACACGGCAUUAUAAAAGAAAAAAAAAGAUUGAGAUUCUAAGUGUUCCAUAAAGCAAUAUUUCGGCGUGGCCUAGUUUUCCAAACUGACCGACCGAACCGACCAACUUUUCCAUAGAAAGUUGUAAUGACUCGAUUAUAUAUCAAAAAAAUUCCCUAAGAACCAAAAUUUUUCUAACUUGGGUAUUUUUUUCAGAAGCCGGUCGAACCUCCUCGAUCGAAUUUUGGAAAUUACAAUGCUCCGUCACAAAACGUCCCCGCCGACCAGAAGCCUCCAAGAAUUAUCCUGGUCGCCGUGAGUUUUCAUUCAAGAAAUCUUGCGAAAAAGGAUAUUUUUCUAGGAAUCGAAGACCAACACUUGCAUCCAAGGACAAGGCUCCCAAUGCUCGACCAAAUCGUUCAAGUUCUACAAUCCUGGAAACACGAAGCUCGACAAUAUCGACUUCAAAAUCGUCCAAGGAUCUUCGCAGACGUUCUUCAACUCGAGGUCGUUCAACAUCGAGCCCAAAGGAUACAAAGACGUUUCGUGAGUUAUUCAAGUAUAUUUUUCAUUCCGGGUGCACCCGAUUUUGCCAGUUUGGAUGUUAGCGUCAAAAAAGGGCCAAUUAAAUUCACGGUUCAAAUUUCUUGGCAUUUCAAGCCGAUCAAAUGGUUUUUAAAAUAAAUAACAUGUUCGGCUGCAGGAUCGUCGUGAUGACCUGGGGCCAGCACGACCCGAAGCGUUUCGUCCUUGCCCAGCUCGUCCACAAGGGCCAGCCCGUCUCCUCCGCGAUCGUCAUCGACUUUGAGCAACAGGGACCUCCGACCCCACCUCAGGUAUGAUCAUUUCAUGGGAAUUGGAUGGAAAAAAAAAAUUCAAAACGAACUUAACGUUUUAGAAAACACUUUUUUCAAGAUCCGGAUAAAGUUGGAAGGGUGAAUAAUAAAAAAGGGAAAAGCUCAAAAAAGGCAGCAAAAAUACUCCCUUUAUCGAGCCUUUCAUUUUUCCUGCGAUCAAGAAAUGGUAGGAAAAGAGAGAGGUAGCAAAAAUGGUGCAUAAAAGCCGAUGAAAUGGUUCAAAAAGGCAGCAAAAAAGGAGAUUUUGUCAGAUUAACAGAAAAAUUUUUAUGAAGCCUUUUCCACCCUUUACGACUUUGUCUGUUUUUCAAGCAAAAGUGCAUAUACGAAAUUUUUAAAAAGUGAAUAAAUCUAGUACUUUUUUGAUGUUUCACGACGACAUCAAAUCAACGCCACAUCCACCGCGAUUGCGGGAACUUAAAUGUGUUGUACGCAGUGCACGCGAUGCAUGAAAAGCGACGCGCAAAAAGCGAGAUUUUAUUUUAAAUAAAAUUGAUUUUCUGGCUAAUAUUCAUCCAGGAACAUCCUAAAAUGUUAAUAUUCUGAAAAAAAUUAAAUCUAGAAUUAAAAACAGAAAUAAUUCCUUUUUAAAACUAGUAUUUUAUUUCAAUCUCCAAAAAUUUCUUUCUGAUCUCUAAACACUGGUGAAAAAUCUCUAACUUACAAUAAAAAAACAAGAUACUUUUUAGAAAAAAACCUUAUUUAAUGAGAAACCGAUCGAAUAUCAAGAAAAAAACUAAUCGAAAAAAAUGGUCAAAAAAAUGCGUUUGAAUCCAAAAAUUAUCCAAAUAAAUUUUUAGAACUAUCAGCGCCCCAUCGAAACCAUCGUCAUUUCCGACGACGAAGAAGAAGUAAAAGUGAGAAUGCAUAUUCAAAUUAAUAAAAUAACUUUUUUCUAAUUCAAGGAGAAGAGAGUUCCCGACAUCCAUGCCGAGCAAAAAGGAUGAGGUAAAUUUAAAUUCAAAUACAGUUAAUAAUUUUUCCAGGACUCCCAAAAAGACUGCACUGCUGUAGCCCCUGAAGACGACGAAGAAGAUGAGGAAAAUGUUGAGGAGGUUGAUAGAAUUUAAAAAUAGUGAAAUUUACGAGUUUCGUGAUUUUUAGGACAACGAAAAUGCUGAAGAGGAAGAAGAAGAAGAGGAAGAAGCAGAAGAAAAAGUGGAAGAGGAAGAAGAAGAAGAAGAUGUCCAAGAGGUUUGAUAUGGGAACUUAUAUGGACAGAUCAAUUUUCAAUAUUAAGGACAACGAAAGCAUUUGCUCUACGCUUCCUCCCGAGGACGAGGAGGAAAGGAACAAACUCGAAGAGGUUCUAUCAGAAAAUGGGCAAACGUUCAAAAUUUAAUAUUCCAGGACAAUGAAAGCGUCUGCACUGCUAUCGCUCCGGAAGAAGACGAAAAUGUUAAUGAGGUAAAAUUUUUAGAAAAAUCAGACUUUAUAGUCAUUAUUUUAAGGACAACGAAAGCGUCUGCACCGCUAUCGCUCCGGAAGAAGACGGAGAAGAAAAUGCGAAUGAGGUAAAUUUUUUUACUGGAUUCUAAACCGUCUUGGACAACGUGAAACGGACGUGCUUCAGAACUUUCUGGCGUGAGACUAAGCCUAAGGCUUAAGCCGCCAAGCAGCGUCAGCACUCUUAAGUGAUCCCUAGAAUCGCCCGGAGCACGUCUGUUUAGCGUUACCGAUGCUUUAGGAAACAAUUAUUUCAAGGAAAGCUAAUGAAGAAAUUAAUUGAUUAUUUUCAAGGACAAUGAAAGCGUCUGCACUGCUAUCGCUCCGGAAGAAGAAGACGAUGAGAACGACUUUGUUCACUACGAAGAGGUACAGCUAAAACGAAUCAUCUUUUUGAUAUUUUCAAAAUGAAAAUUAAAUGAAAAAAAAAUUUUUUUCCUUACAGGUGGGGUUAGUUAAUCUACCUAGUGGUCUUUUUUUCCCUUCCUGCAACAUCACCAUACAAUCCCGAUGUUGCGAAAAAAAUAAAGAGAUUGAUUUUGAAAAUGUAUGAAUUUACAAGUUCGAAAAAGUUUUUCAUGUAGGUUUUUAGACCACAAUUUUUCAUCAAAGUUUCAAAUUUCGCUUUCCUCGCUCUCUAUGUAUUGCUCUUCAAGGCUAGAUAGACCCGAAAUCUUGGAAAUCCAAGGAAAUUCGACAAGAAGUUCUUUAUAAAAAGCCUACUAGGGCCGGCCAUAGGUUAAACUUUUGUGGACCUCAGAAGGAGCUUAAUGGUUCUGAUCGAAUGAAAGAAAGAAUUUUUUUCCUAGCUUCAGGAAAUGUCUUUUAAUAAUUUUAGUCGCUUUUCAGUACUUUUUCAUUGAAGAAUGUAAAAAAUCUGAAUUUAGAAAAAAAAAAAUCGAUUGAUGUUCCUUAGGAGCUUUUUCGUUUUAGCUUUGAAAAAAGAACUCAAACCAAAACUUUCUAUUUUGAGGACAACGAGAGCGUCUACACGGCAGAGACCCAGGAAGGAGAAGAAGAUGACCAAAGCGUCGAUGAGGUAUAACUUUCAGUGUGAAACCUUCCUGAUUCAAUUAUUUUCAGGACUUUGAAUACGUCGACGAGCCGCAAAUCUACGAUUUCGUUUGA
Molecule: messenger RNA, 9089 nt
Organism: Caenorhabditis auriculariae
Lineage: Eukaryota; Metazoa; Nematoda; Chromadorea; Rhabditida; Rhabditidae
Source: the annotation of a GenBank genome assembly